GUAGGGCAGAGAUAGACAGCUAAGGAGCAAAUGAUGGCUCUGCAUUCAAUUUGGACUUUUGAUUGACAAUUGUUCCUGCCAGUAGCAAUUUCAUGGUCUGGGACCUUCAUAUCUCUUUAGCGAAUAAGGAGACAAUUUCAACAAUUUAUGAUAUGUGCCAUCAGGUAAGGGUGUGUGACUGUUAGAGCCGUGUGCAAUACCUUUAUUGCGUGUCCGCACUCACACAAUUUUUCGAGUGGGCGUUAUUGCAGAGAGCGACUUUGGUGAGGUUUUUGGACAACUUUUACAUAGUUUUUGAAAUUUUUGGAAACAUUUCGGUUCGGAAAGAAGUGGUUUACAGUGGAGGAGGCAGCUGCUAUGUUGGCCGAAAGAUCCGACGACGAUACUGCGUCCUCUUCGGAAAGUGAAAUAUCUGUGGACUCCGAAGCUGAGGAGGAUUUUCUAAAUGGAAGAGAUCCUGAUCUAGAACUAGAGCCAGAGUCAUCUGACUCAGAUUGGCAGCCAGAGGCAAAGAGGUCCACGGGGACCCCAAUGACUGUUGAGGAUGAGGAGGAGGAGGAGGAGGAGGAAGAAGAGGAGGAGCUGGAACCCCAACCCUCUACCUCCACACAGCCUGCAAGACAGGGGAGGGGGAGAGCCAGAGGAAGAGCCAGAGGAAGAGCCGGAGGAAGAGCCGGAGGGAGAGCCAGAGGAAGAGCCGGAGGAAGAGCCAGAGGGAGAGCCGUGGGGAGAGCUGGAGGGAGAAGCACUCCAGAGCAGAGUUCUGGACCUGAAGGCGCAUGGCAAGGCACUGAUGUGGUGGACAUCACUCCUGAACAGCCAUCCUUCCACCCAGCACGCACACCUGGUGGCCAGCUCAUGGGUGGUGUACAAUACACCAUUCUACAAUUAUUUAAUUUGUUUAUGACCAAUGAUAUACUCCAAGUCAUUGUGAACAAUUCCAACAAGUUUGGAGAAGCUGACCACCCAGACACCUUUCAGAGAAUCACCUUGCCAGAGAUGAUGUCGUACUUGGCGAUCAUUAUCUACAUGGGACUAAUCGAGACAUCAAACAUCACUGACUAUUGGAGAAGGUCUGAGCUAUACGCCUUUUCUUUUCCAUCGAGUGUGAUGUCAGGGUGCAGGUUUAAAGCCAUCUCGCGUGCCAUCCACCUCAGUGAUCCUGAUGACGAUGCUGCCAACAACUUAAAAAGAGGCACCGCUGGGUACGACAGGCUUUGUAAAAUUAAGCCAAUGUACCAUGAGGUUAGGAAGAUAUGCAUGGCGCUUUACCAACCCCACCAGUGUGUUACAAUUGACGAGAGGAUGGUCGCAUUCAAAGCCCGCAGCAGACUCUGCCAAUACAUGAAGAACAAGCCUGUGAAGUCUGGUUAUAAGCUGUUUGUGCUGGUGGAUUCCACCAAUGGAUACACCUGGGACUUCUUCAUCUACGAAGGCAAGGGAUCACAAAUUGUCAAGGGGCUCAGUUAUGACUCCGUAAUGCGGCUCAUGAAUACGCAGUUGCUUGGUACCGGGUACAAGUUAUUUGUGGAUGACUUUUACACAAGCCCAGAUCUCUUUCGUGACCUGCUGGCAAAGAAGAUCUGGGCCUGCGGUAUGAUUCGCAGACAGCGUAUUGGGUUCCCCAAAGACAGGCCAGGCGGGCUUGAGAAGCAGGCUCCCUGGGGCACCAUUCGCUGGAUCCGCGAGGGGCCCGUGGUGUUUGUUCAGUGGAGGGACACCAGAGAUGUGCUAAUGUGUUCCACAAUCCAUGCAGCACAUGGACAGGAUACAGUCCAGAGAAGGAUCAAGGGGGAAUAUGGGCAAUGGUCUGUACAGGAUGUCUCCAUUCCACCAGCCAUCAAGGAUUACAACAGGAACAUGGGUGGUGUGAUUGGCUACUACUCCAUCCUGCACAAGACCAAGAAGUGGUACCGGUCUUUCCUGUACCACUUCAUCGACAUUGCCAUUGUCAACGCCUUUAUCCUGUACAAGGAGAUGGCCAUUGCAAGGCAGGAGAAAGUGAUGUCACACAAGGCCUUUCGUGAGACCCUGGUGAUGGAACUGAAAGCGGUUGGGUCUACCACCACAGCCCCUCCACAGACACCCCCUCCUGCUCCCCAAGGUGCCUUACACAAACCUGUACAUUUUUCACAGGAUGGCACUGUGGGUCGGAGGAGGUGUGUCCACUGCCACCAGAGGACCACAGUGAAAUGCUCCUCCUGUGAUGUGUGCCUGUGCUUCACAAUAACCAGGGACUGUUACAACACAUGGCACACCCUGAACAAUUUGUAAUUUUAUAUAUUAUGUAAUUUUUUUUUAUCAUUCGUGUGUGUGUGUGUGUGUGUUUGUAUUUUGCAUAGUUUAGUUAUUCAAUUUUCUAAUAUUUCUAUAUAAAAACUUUGACAAUGCAUGGGGUCAUGGUGGCUUAGUGGUUAGCACGUUCGCCUCACACCUCCAGGGUUGGGGGUUCGAUUCCCGCCUCCGCCUUGUGUGUGUGGAGUUUGCAUGUUCUCCCCGUGCCUCGGGGGUUUCCUCCGGGUACUCCGGUUUCCUCCCUCGGUCCAAAGACAUGCAUGGUAGGUUGAUUGGCAUCUCUGGAAAAUUGUCCGUAGUGUGUGAGUGUGUGAGUGAAUGAGAGUGUGUGUGUGUGUGCCCUGCGAUGGGUUGGCACUCCGUCCAGGGUGUAUCCUGCCUCGAUGCCCGAUGAUGCCUCAGAUAGGCACAGGCUCCCCGUGACCCGAGAAGUUCGGAUAAGCGGUCGAACAUGAAUGAAUGAAUGAACUUUGACAGUGCACACUGUUUGCCCUUUCUUUUAAUCAAAAUCUCUGAGGCAGAAUGGAAAAAAAUAUGGGUUUCGUGUGGUUAUUCUAAUGUAAUGUUGUGCCUAAUUGACUGACAUCGAACCCAAAUACAUUAUCAAAUGCGCUAACAGUAGCCCCGCCCACAGCCCCUGACACAAGCGGUUCUUAAGUCUAGACCAGCGACAUUUUGGUGCUACUUAAGAACCAUUUUCCUGGUUCGGAGCCGGUGCUUUGGCGGUCGAAACAGAAAGAACUGAUUCUAAAUUAGGCUCCGAACCUGCACUCAAACUGCCUCGGUGGAAAAGGGGCAUUGGAGUCUCCAAAUGGCACA
Messenger RNA from Tachysurus fulvidraco (yellow catfish), 3114 nucleotides. RefSeq names its product piggyBac transposable element-derived protein 4-like. Lineage: Eukaryota; Metazoa; Chordata; Actinopteri; Siluriformes; Bagridae. The transcript is spliced from 3 exons. The record is from RefSeq and is a predicted model, not a curated record. Bases 358 to 2274 code for a protein of 638 amino acids.